Messenger RNA from Anopheles maculipalpis, 1533 nucleotides. RefSeq names its product F-box/LRR-repeat protein 14 (gene Ppa). Gene Ontology annotation, biological process: SCF-dependent proteasomal ubiquitin-dependent protein catabolic process. The record is from RefSeq and is a predicted model, not a curated record. Gene Ontology annotation, molecular function: protein binding. Bases 26 to 1522 code for a protein of 498 amino acids. NCBI's taxonomy places the organism in Eukaryota, Metazoa, Arthropoda, Insecta, Diptera, Culicidae. The transcript has a single exon. Gene Ontology annotation, cellular component: SCF ubiquitin ligase complex.
CGCCCUACAAUAAUCAAAAGUGUCAAUGGAGGAAGCUAGCUUUAUGCUGACCGAAAUUCCGGGCGGUUUCAUAUCGCACCGGCCACACACGAUUGCCGGUGGACAUCAUCAUAGGUUUGCACCCUAUCCAGUGGUUUUGCACCAGCCACAUCUGCAACAGACGUCCGCCUCACCCGCUAUAUACACCAUUCCAUCGCAUCAUUUGUCGCAUCAUCAUGUCCAUUCUCAUCACGCACAUCCCGGACAUCAUCUGGCUCAUCAUCAUCACCAUGGGUCGGUCCGUUCAGCGAAUCGCCCAAAAAGUCCGAUCACCCCGCCGUCACAAGCCAUCGAGGAGGAAGGCACACACAUCGGACACCUGUACCCUGAAAUAUUGGCAAUGAUCUUUGCCAAGCUAAGCGUCAAGGAUCGUGGGCGUGCCGCUCAGGUAUGCACCGUCUGGCGGGAUGCUGCAUACGCGAAAAGUUGCUGGCGAGGCGUCGAAGCUAGUCUGCAUCUCCGGCGACCCUCACCAACACUUUUUGGCUCGUUGGUCAAACGAGGCAUCAAGCGCGUUCAGGUAUUAUCGGUACGGCGCGCACUAAAGGACAUCGUAACCGGUGUACCCAACCUGGAGUCGCUUAAUCUGAGUGGCUGUUAUAAUAUCACGGACAUGGCUAUUGGGCACGCGUUUGCGGCAGACUUUCCUAAUCUGAAGGUGCUCAAUCUGUCUCUCUGCAAGCAAGUGACCGAUUCGAGCCUUGGACGCAUUACGCAGCAUUUGAAGAAUAUUGAAGUCCUAGAGCUCGGUGGCUGCAGCAACAUCACCAACACGGGCUUGCUGCUUAUUUCGUGGGGCCUGAAGAAGCUACGACGUCUCAAUUUACGUUCCUGUUGGCACAUUUCUGACCACGGUAUUGGCCAUCUGGCUGGGCUGAGCAAAGAAACGGCGGACGGCACUCCGGCCCUUGAGUACCUGGGGCUGCAGGACUGUCAGCGUCUAUCAGACGAAGCUCUGCGCCACAUCGCCCAAGGUCUCACUUCGCUCCGGUCAAUCAAUCUAAGCUUCUGCGUGUCCGUCACUGACAGUGGGUUGAAGCAUUUGGCGCGUAUGUCGCGCCUGGAAGAGCUGAAUUUGCGCGCCUGUGAUAACAUAUCGGACAUCGGUAUGGCGUACCUGACGGAAGGCUGCAGCACGAUCUCAACAUUGGAUGUUAGCUUCUGUGAUAAGGUGGCCGACCAGGCCAUGGUGCACAUCUCGCAAGGACUAUUCCAGCUGCGCUCUCUAAGCCUCAGUGCGUGUCAAAUCACGGACGAGGGGCUUUCCCGCAUUGCCAAAUCGCUACACGAUCUGGAGACGCUCAACAUUGGCCAGUGUAGCCGUAUCACCGAUCGUGGGUUAGAAAUCGUAGCAGCAGAACUGGUCAACUUACGUGCCAUCGAUCUUUACGGCUGCACCCGGUUAACGCCUGAUGCGCUGCAAAAGAUUAAUCAAUUGCCGCGACUGUCGAAGGUUAAUCUCGGUCUUUGGCAUGUCCGGUGAUGUGCUCUAGA